Gloeophyllum trabeum ATCC 11539 is the source of this 978-nucleotide messenger RNA. RefSeq lists its product as uncharacterized. The coding region runs from base 1 to 978 and encodes 325 amino acids. The transcript has a single exon. NCBI's taxonomy places the organism in Eukaryota, Fungi, Basidiomycota, Agaricomycetes, Gloeophyllales, Gloeophyllaceae. The record is from RefSeq and is a predicted model, not a curated record.
AUGGUCGAGCUGUACAGCAGCGUAGAUGGCGGGACAGCAUCCAGUCGCAUCAAGCGAAAAGACGAUCCGCACAACCGUCGCACUGAACGUUCAACCAGCGUCGACCGCAUCAUGAAGUUGUUGGACGGGUUUACAUUGCUGAUCACCGGCGACUCAGGAGGCGCGGUGGCCGCCGCCUUCGAUGACGCGUCAAUGUCGCGGUUACUCCUUUGCGCCAGCAACGGGCCUUCCCCGUCCCAAGAGAAGCACGCCGAGGAGAUCUUUGCCCUGCUGCGCGCCUAUGCACCUGCGAACGCGGCAGAGACGCACGUACAGCUUCGUAAGAUGACCUACACAUACGGCGCCGCGAGCAUCAAGGCGCGGAUGUCGGGAAUCUGGAAGUCCUUAUACGGCGAUCAGCAUACAAUGGAGGAGUUAGGGAGGGCCAUUGAGAUAUGGGAGAAGGAGGAUGACAAACCUGUCUCCGCGUCCGACUGGGUCCCUGGUUGGGACGCCCUCCGGGGGGUCUACGGGGAGGUAGCGAGCCUGCGCGCCGCGGAUCUCGCCAUGAGGAUGCUCGACGAAACGUACACGCGGGUUGAGUGGUGCGAAGAGGCGAAGGACAUCGUCCUGCCGGGCGAGGACGAACUCGAGCCCAUGUGCCUCGUCGCACACGUCCUCGGCUCAUCCCGCGUCCUGAGCGGGGACAAUAAGUCCAUCGCGCAACUCAGGAGACGCCUGCUAAAGCUAGGUAUGUUCUGGCGUGGCUCGCGGGACGUCCUGGACUGGGCGAGAUGCCAAUCGGAGGCGGGGAGCGUUAUCGGACACGGCUGGGUUCCCAACGAUUCUGCAUCAGAGGAACACAUUCCUGCUCUCCCCGCAGGUGUUGAUCCUACUAUGCUCAUGGAUUCCCUUGCGAGACCCUGGGAAAGAGAAUCCUCCGUCACCCUUGAAAGGAAGUUUGCGGCAAUGUUUCCGUCCUGGAAUCUGCAGUAUUGA